Molecule: messenger RNA, 2067 nt
Organism: Syngnathus typhle (broad-nosed pipefish)
Lineage: Eukaryota; Metazoa; Chordata; Actinopteri; Syngnathiformes; Syngnathidae
Gene: slc38a11
Product: solute carrier family 38 member 11
Exons: 10
Coding region: 101-1489 (462 amino acids)
Biological process (GO): amino acid transmembrane transport
Molecular function (GO): amino acid transmembrane transporter activity
Source: RefSeq, a predicted model, not a curated record
CUUUAGAAAGCAAGUUUUCGCAGCAUGAGUGUGACAUUUCCUUACUGGAGCGACUCAAGCAAGCAACAACAGCAUCAUCACUGCCCAGCAGGUGCUCCCAAUGGCUCAGCAGUUAAGCAAUGAACAAGGAAUCCCUUUAAUUUCCUCACAAAAGGGCACAAGGGAAGGAAGAUAUUCCAUGAUAUCAGCAUGCUUUAAUUUUGUUAAUUCCAUCAUUGGCUCUGGGGUCAUAGGUUUACCGUAUGCGUUGAACCAAGCAGGGCUCCCAUUUGGAUUUUUGCUUCUCAUCAUUGUUGCCUUUAUCACAGAUUACACGAUCAUCCUACUCAUUAAAGGAGGCAACCUGUCUGGGACAACAAGCUAUCAAUCGCUGGUCCAAAGCACAUUUGGUUUUCCAGGAUUCCUGGUUUUAUCAGUUCUGCAGUUCCUGUAUCCGUUUAUCGCUAUGAUCAGCUACAAUAUAACAACAGGAGACACACUGACCAAAGUGUUUCAGAGAAUUCCUGGAGUUGGUCCAGAUCACAUCUUGGCCGAUCGCCAUUUUGUCAUCGUGCUGUCCACCGUGUUGUGCACGCUGCCUCUCUCACUUUAUCGAAAUAUCGGAAGACUGGGCAAGGUGUCCUUCCUAUCGAUGAUCCUGACAGCAAUCAUCGUCGUCAUUGUAAUCAUCAGAGCAGCCACCUUGGGACCUCAAAUUCCCCCGACGGAAGGCGCGUGGCUUUUCGCAAAGUGGAACGCAAUUCAAGCAGUCGGCGUCAUGUCUUUUGCCUUCAUCUGUCACCACAACAGCUUUUUAAUCUACGCCUCCCUGGAGAAGCCAACGCUAACCAACUGGACUCGGGUCACUCACGUUUCGGUCGGCUCGUCGCUAAUAAUCAGCGCCACAUUCGCCUUGGCAGGUUAUGUCACCUUUACGGGCUACACGCAAGGUAUGUGUGAAUAUCAGCAUGUUGAUUUUUCCUCCACGUCUCGCACUGAAUGGCUUUUUGUCGUUGUUUGGCAAGGGGACAUAUUUGAGAACUACUGCAGAAAUGAUAACUUGGCAACAUUCGGUCGCUUCUGUUUUGGCCUCAGCAUCAUCAUGACGUUUCCACUGGAGUGUUUUGUUACUCGAGAGGUGGUUUCAAGUUCCAUAUUUGGUCGGGAGCUUUCAAAAGUGGAACACAUGUCUGUAACGGUGAUCAUAGUUGCAGCGUGUACAGCGGUAUCGUUGGCCUACGACUGUCUGGGAAUCGUUUUGGAGUUGAGUGGUGCCCUGAGUGCCACCCCUCUGAUCUUCAUCAUCCCCUCCGCUUGCUUCAUCAAGCUCUCCCCCGGACGCUGGUAUCAUAGUGAAAACUUGAUCCCCGCCAUGUUGAUUGUUCUUGGGGUGUUUGUCAUGAUAACCGGAUUGAUGCUGACGGUCCUCAACCCUCAAGACUGUUCACAUGGCGUGGAGAUGUUCUACUGCCGUGAUGCCAAUUUCUCUGGCACUCAAGCGCCCGUAUGACUGCAACUUAGGAAGUCGCUGAAAUGUAGUUUUGGACUACAUAGCAGUUUUCUUCAAAUCCACAAGAUGGCAGAAGGUACAAUGAACCAUACAGUAGAAUAUGGUACAAGCUUUUUUAUUCAGGUGAACAGUUCCGGGUUUCACACUAUAAGUAUAUUCAGUUAAGGUUAUCGUUAUUUCUGUACAUAUACUUUUUUUUAAUUUAUGUUUAGUAGUACACAUAGAAGAUCUUUUUAUUGUAAAAUACUCACAAACAGGCAGGGUUACUUAGAUUUUGUUGCCUCUGUACUCUUUGCACAACUUGCUGAUCUCCAACAAGGAGCUGAACAAUAAUUUAUAAAAUAAUUUAUUAUUACUAUUUCUAAGAAUGUCCACUGCCUUUCUGUGAAUCUUCAGGAAUACAACUUUUGUCUUCAUGAUGACCACUUGGCCCGAGUAAGCUACUGAAUUAUUUUGGAAUUUGUUGUUGAACAUAAGGGGCUUGGGGGCCUAAGUUUUUUUUAACAUGGUACUUUGUGUAAAACGUUUGAGAACUACUGCAACAUCAAAAAUGUAAAUUAAAUUCACCAGAUUGAGGA